GAAGUUUGGUUCCCGCCACUAGAACCGUCGUUCUUGCAUUCGUGUUCCUGCACCAUUUAUGUUUCUUUGUCGUUGUCUGGAACUUGAGCAAGUCUGUGUUGCAAAUUUAACAGCCCUCGUUUACGGAUUGCUUAGGCAAAAAUUGUCAAAAUGGAGAUGGAGCUUUCUGAGGGAGCAUUGAAUACCAUCAUGAAUGGGGGGCAGGUUGACACUCCAAUUAUGCAGAUUCUGGGGAGCAAGAAAAUAUCGGGUGCUGGUGACAAUGAGCGUUAUCGCCUUUUGGUGUCCGAUGGUGUACAUGUCAACAGUUUUGCUAUGCUUGCCACUCAACUUAAUGAAAUGAUUCGUAAUGGUGAUUUGGCUGAUAAUACCAUUGUUCGUAUUAAGAGGUACAUCACAAGUGUUGUACCAAACUCAGGAAAAGGAGAAAAACGAGUCAUGAUCAUCCUGGAUGUGGAAGUUAUUGCACCGGGCAGUGAAGUAGGAAACCGUAUUGGCAAUCCAGUAUCAUGGACUGCUGAAGGGUCUGCUGCUCCCGCUCCCGCUCCCGCUCCCGCUCCUGCUUCCACUCCAGCUCCUGCACCAGCUCCAGCAGCCAGAGCUAGUAAUGGUCCAACUACCAAUGGCCGCAGCAAUGCCUCUGGUCCUGCAGCUGCUCCAAGACCAUCACCACAAAAACCAGCUUUUAAUGGAGGUAACCAAGGAGGAUUUGGUGGUGGCUAUGGGCAAAACAUCAGGUCUCCAAACAAAGCGAUGGGUGGCAUGGAGUUGACUGCUGACACUCCCACAAAUCCUAUUGCCAGUUUAACUCCGUACUCAAACAAGUGGGUUAUCAAAGCCAGAGUUACAGGAAAAACAAAUAAAAGGUCUUGGUCAAACUCCAAGGGGGAUGGAACACUGUUUUCAUUUGACUUAACUGAUGAAUCGGGUGAAAUCCGUGCUACAGCAUUUAGGGAGCAGUGUGAGAAAUUCUUCGAUAUGAUUGAAGUGGGCAAGGUUUACAAGGUUACAAAAGCUUCCUUAAAGACAGCCAACAAGAGAUUUACAACCCUUAACAAUGACUAUGAAAUGAAUUUCAACAAUGAAACUCAAGUCUUGCUAAUAACUGAAGAUGACGCAGCUGUCCCUCAAAUCAAAUUUAAUUUUUCACCCUUAAGUGAGAUUGAAACCAUGGAAGCAAAUCUUCCAGUGGAUGUUAUUGGGGUGGUGAAAUCAGUUGGAGAUCUUAUAACUUUUGUAGCUAAACAGUCCAACAGAGAAAUGAAGAAACGGGAUGUGACCCUUGUGGACAAGUCUAAUACAGCUGUCAACCUGACUCUAUGGGGAGAGCAAGCUGAAAACUUCGAUGGGAUGAACCAACCUGUCAUUGCUGUGAAAGGUGGAAAGGUGAAUGAAUUUGGUGGUGCAAAGACUGUAUCAGUCCCUGGAUCUGCACUCUUUCAAAUCAAUCCGGACAUGCCAGAGGCACACCAAUUGAAGGGCUGGUUUGAUGAUGAGGGCUCAUCUGCCAAUUUCAAAUCAAUCUCCAAUAGAACAGGGGGUGGUAGUGGUGGCAAUGAUGGCAUACUCCUUACAUUGAAGGAAGCGCGUGAACAAAAUCUUGGUAGUAAUGGAAAACCUGAUUACUUUAGUUGCAAGGCAUCUAUCAUUAUGAUCAAAACUGAAAAUGCAAUGUAUAACGCAUGCCCUGGAGAAAAUUGCAACAAGAAGGUCCUUGACCAACAAAAUGGCAAUUGGCGUUGUGAAAAAUGUAAUCAAGAAUAUACCCACUACAAGCCUCGUCUUUUGUUAUCGGUAAGUGUAGGUGAUUGGACAGAUCACUCAUGGGUCACCAUGUUCCAAGAAAAUGCAGAGUUAGUUCUUGGUAAAAGUUCUGAAGAAAUGGAUGAAUUGAGGAAAAAUAACCCAGAUGCAUAUCAACAAGUUUUCCAGCAAGCCACCUUCAAAUCAUUCACGUUUAGAAUGCGUUCCCAAUUACAAACCUACAAUGAUGAACAAAGGUUGAAGACUACUGUAUAUAUGGUGAAAAAGAUUGAUCACAAGGCAUACUGUGCAAGCCUGCUCAAACAACUCAAGGAAUUCUCUGGCAUGGGAACAGUUGUUAACUAAUUUCUCUCUUAUUGCAUUUUUGUUCUUUUCAUAUCAGUUUCCAAUUUAUUAUAGUCAUUAAUUUACUCUGUUGCCUUAAAAGAAAUUUAAUUAGCAUGUCUAGUUUUUUAGAGGCAAAGCAGCAAUCAUUUUGUUUUGUAUCUAUCCUAUGUUCAUUUCAUUUAUUAAUUUUUGAAUCCCAUGUCCAGUUUGGUGUAAAUUGUCCUGUAUUGAUGAUCGGUGAUAAUUAUAAUAUAUAUAAAGGUUCAUACACCUA
This is a messenger RNA of Frankliniella occidentalis (western flower thrips), 2365 nucleotides long. It is a transcript of the gene RpA-70, whose product is annotated as replication protein A 70 kDa DNA-binding subunit. Gene Ontology annotation, molecular function: single-stranded telomeric DNA binding; damaged DNA binding. NCBI's taxonomy places the organism in Eukaryota, Metazoa, Arthropoda, Insecta, Thysanoptera, Thripidae. Gene Ontology annotation, biological process: DNA replication; telomere maintenance via telomerase; double-strand break repair via homologous recombination. The transcript is spliced from 12 exons. Bases 151 to 2109 code for a protein of 652 amino acids. The record is from RefSeq and is a predicted model, not a curated record. Gene Ontology annotation, cellular component: nucleus; DNA replication factor A complex.